Messenger RNA from Menidia menidia (Atlantic silverside), 882 nucleotides. NCBI's taxonomy places the organism in Eukaryota, Metazoa, Chordata, Actinopteri, Atheriniformes, Atherinopsidae. The record is from the annotation of a GenBank genome assembly.
AUGAAAAAAAGGAGCAUAGGUGACACAAAGGACCGCCCUUUCAAAUGCACGCACUGCCACUGGGCUUUCAAGAAGCUGUGCAAUUUGCAGAGUCACUUACAAACGCAUACUGGCCUCAAGCCAUAUGUAUGUGAUGUAUGUGGUAAGGCAUACUCUCAUCAAGGCACUCUGCAGCAGCACAAACGUCUGCACACGGGUGAAAGGCCGUAUCACUGCCCUUUCUGCGUCAAAACAUACAUCUGGUCUUCGGAUUACCGCAAACAUAUCCGCACUCACACUGGUGAGAAGCCCUAUAUCUGUGAGAGUUGCGGCAAGGAUUUCAUCCGCUCCUCUGACCUGCGGAAGCAUGAAAGGAACAUGCACACCAACGAUAAGCCUUUCCCAUGCACGCACUGUGGCAAGACCUUCAACAAACCCCUCUCUCUGAAGCGUCAUGAGCGUAAGCACCUGGGGGAGAGGCCCUUCUCCUGCUCUGACUGCGGAAAAGCAUUCGCCCUGGCCAGCCGCAUGGCAGAGCAUCAGAAAUCCCACAGAGGAGUACGUCCAUAUGCUUGCUCUGUGUGCUCCAAGUCUUUCACUAAAUCCUCCAACUUGACUGAGCAUGAGGCAAUUCACACUGGAGUGCGGCCGUACAAGUGCCUAGAGUGCGGCAUAGCAUUUGCCUUGGCUUCACGCCUCGUUCGUCACCAGUUCAUCCAUAAUAAACAGACGCCCCACAGCUGCACAGUCUGCAGCAAGAACUUCAGCCACAUUGCACAAUUGAAGCUGCAUCAGGAGCAAACAUGUGCCGGGAGGAUAUUUGUCUGUGUAGAGUGUGACAAAUCUUUCCACUGUGCCACCAAACUUGCACAACAUGUGUUGAAACACAAUGACAAAAGUUAA